AUGCAGACUGUCCGAUUGGUGCCAGGGAACGAGUCACCCGCCGCAACGAAGGCCCUCGACGCGCUCGCCCUCGCCGUCGCCAAGGGGAAGAGGACGGUCUUGCUCGUCGGCGCAGGGAUCAGUACGAAUGCUGGCAUUCCCGACUUUCGCUCGUCUGGAACUGGCCUCUACUCGUCCGGGUCCUCCUCCUCGCCGUCACCUCUCCCUCCGACUACGCUGAAAGGCCCCGACCUCUUCUCCGCUUCCGUCUACUCUUCGCCUGACACGACGUCUGAACACCUUCGCUUCAUCGCCCACUUCAAGCGGUCACUCGACGACAUCGAGCAGAGGUGCUCCUCCUCCUCCUCCGCCGCGUCCACUUCCUCUCCGUCCGGCACGGCAUCUACUCGCCCCGCAACCGCAACGCACGACUUCAUGCGCCUCCUCAAGAAGCGCGGCAAACUCCAACGCGUCUACACGCAAAACAUCGACGGGCUCGAAGGAGUCGGGACGGGGCUCGUCCCCGUCGCGCUCGAGGGUAUCACGCCCUCCGCGUCUCUGCCCGAAGGGAAGGGUAAAGGGAAGCCCAAGAUUGAGGGAGACUAUGUCCAGCUGCAUGGGAGCGUUCAUGCGGUCCGGUGCACGAGUUGCGCGUUCGUGAGGAGGUGGACAGAGGAGGACGUCAAGGCUUUUGAGGCGGGACAUGUCGGCGCUUGUCCCGAGUGCGAAGGGAAAGCCGCCCUCCGUUCCGCCCGAGGCCAACGCACCCUAACCUCCCUUUCGCGCGCCUACCUCCGGCCCUCAAUCGUGCUCUACUCCGAGCCUCCGCCCCUCUCCUCCUCACUCACGAUCGGCUCGCUCUCCCUCUCCGACCUCUCUUCCUCCCCCGGUCCAGACGUGAUGCUCGUAAUGGGCACGUCUUUGCGCAUUCCGGGGUUCAAGAAACUCGUGAAGGAGUUCUCGAAGAGUGUUGGGAGUAGAGGGGGUGUGAGGGUGUUGGUUAAUCGGGAGGAGAUUGGUGGGCGGAGCGAGUGGAAGGGCGUGUUUGAUUACGAGAUCAUAGCCGACACAGACUCGUUCGUCACGCGGCUCAUCGAAGGUUGGAAGCGUCUCCGGCCGCACGACUGGACUGGUCGACAGACGACGCUGGGCGAAGUAUUUGGUCCGGCUGCGAAUGUGAAGAAGGGUGUUUUGACCGAAUCGGUCAAGAAACGCCAACCUCUUGCUCCUCUCGCACUCAACUCGCUCCCCACUCUCCCCUCCGCUCUUCCUACUAUCCCUCCCUCCACCACCGCGCUCGUUCAGACGCCACGCAAACGCUCCCUCGGCACUUCCUCACUCCCAACUCCCUCUCCGACUCCGACAAAACGCCCUCGCACCUCUUCUCCUUCCAGCUCGACGUCUCAGCCGACGAAGAGUUUGUCAAGAACGCCAUCGAGCAGCUCGCUCCCCCGCACGCCCUCCAGCUCGAAGCGUACGACUCGUACUUCCCUCCGCGCUGCCUCCGCCUCCUCCGCUCCGGGCCUUCAACUUGCUACGCCUCCUGCGUCGACAAGGAAGACGGAGUGCGUUUCUCAAGUCGCUGGGGAGGAAAGCGCGAAGGAGAGUCGGACGAGGGAGCUCGUCGAUGCGAGCGAGUCAGAGGAGGAAGAAUCAGAGGCGGAGAUCUCGCUCAUCUCGACUUCGCCCACGAAGAGGAGAAGAACCACAGCGGAGAGGUACGCGACGCCGCCUACUACGCCUUUACGGGCGAAGGUGGAGCGGAAGAAGGCGGUGAUUAUCUCGCCUGAGCUCUGA
Rhodotorula toruloides NP11 is the source of this 1776-nucleotide messenger RNA. RefSeq names its product hst3 protein. Bases 1 to 1776 code for a protein of 591 amino acids. The record is from RefSeq and is a predicted model, not a curated record. The transcript is spliced from 5 exons. NCBI's taxonomy places the organism in Eukaryota, Fungi, Basidiomycota, Microbotryomycetes, Sporidiobolales, Sporidiobolaceae. Gene Ontology annotation, molecular function: NAD+ binding.